GUGUGGAAUCAGUAUGCAACAAUCCAGAAUCAUUGUGAAUUUGUUCAUUUAAAUUUUUGGCGGUGACAUCAUUUUUUGCCACUGGAACUGCCAUUUCCUGUUUAUUGACAGAAGUGACAGAACGUCAGAAACCCUAUUUACCCUAAGCAAUUACGCUAUGGCUAUGGUGAGUGAGGUGGUUCUUUGAUAGUAUUCACAAUCUUGUUUUAUUCACCACACUCAAAAAAUGAUAUAGAUGAUCGGUAUAAUUCAAACAACCACAUUAUUGCUGUAUGUGUAGUAGUUUGUGUUUGUACUAUGUGUUCUGUGACUGAAACCACACCUACGAAAACUGUACAAUAAUAAUGAAUCAUUUUUUCCACUAGCCAUAGGAAGCUAUACGCCAAAGUUUUUUGUAUUAAGAAGGUUUUACCGUUUAACGACCAUCAAUCGGUGUGAAAAGCUACAAACAUUUUUAUUCGAUUUUGAUUUGCUAUCAAACGACAACGAUCGACCGCACCUAUCGUGUUUUGAUUUUGGGUUUAAUCGUUAUGACAGCUAGCUCCUGUAUAUAUAUUUUUUCGAUGUAGAUAAGUAGAAUACUCUUAGAAAAUGAAAUACUGUUUAGAUUAUUUUAUACUCCUGACGCUAUUAAGUUGGACAAAAGCAAGAGAAGUUCCGUCACCACCUUACAUCGUAAAACAGCCGCCUACAGAUGAGGUUCUUUUCCAAGUGGAAACUAACGGAGAAAAUGACAAACCAUUUUAUAUUGAAUGUGAAGCUAUGGGAGAACCAGCACCUAAAUACUACUGGAUAAAAAACGGGAAAAAGUUCGAAUGGCAAACAUAUGACAACAGGAUAUCACAGCAGACAGGUAGAGGCACGCUGUCUAUAACAAAGCCACGUGAUGAAGAUAUUGGACAAUAUCAGUGUUUCUCCGUCAAUCAAUAUGGCACUGCCACAUCAAACUCUGUGUUCAUGCGAAAGGCCGAGCUCAAUUCCUUCAAAAUGAAGGCACCAGAAUCGCUCGUGGGCAAAGAAGGUGAUCCAUUCAAACUCGAAUGUCAGCCUCCAGAUGGUUGGCCUAAACCAAUCGUGCAUUGGAUGUACCAGUAUUCUGACGGUGGCUUCCAAACUAUCAACAGCUCUAGGAUGACACUAGAUCCUGAAGGUAACUUAUGGUUUUCAAAUUUGACAAGAAAUGAUGUUACACAGAACUUCAUGUAUGCUUGCGCGGCUACAUCACCGACCAAAUAUGAGUACAAAUAUGGAAACAGAGUCCUUUUGAAUGUUGUACCAGCCGGAGUUUCAGCAGCUUCCAACAAAAGGGAACCGGUUGAGCAGUAUGUUACCAGGAGGAACUUUGUUGCCUACAGAGGAAAAAGGGCCGAGAUUUACUGUAUAUUCGGAGGAACACCACUGCCUCAAACAGUUUGGUAUAAAGGCAACGAAAAGGUGCAAGCUUCGGAUCGAAUAACGCAGAAUAAUUUUGGAAAAUCUUUAGUUAUAAAAGCUGUGGACUUUGAUGAUGAAGGAGCAUACACUUGUGAAGUUAGUAACGGUGUUGGUGAAGCUAAGUCACGCACUAUAAAUCUGAAAGUGUUGGCUGUCCCAUAUUUCAAGAAAGAACCCGAAAGAGUCAAUGCAGCUGAGGAUGAAACUGUCGAAUUUGUUUGUGAAGCUGGAGGUGUACCAGAGCCAAAGAUUGAGUGGAUCCACAAUGGAAAACCACUAUCACAAGCUCCGUACAAUCCCAGAAGAAAGGUGUACGAAAACAAAAUCGUUAUUGAAAGACUGGUUAAAAAUGAUACAGGAAACUACGGUUGUAACGCUACUAACUCCUUAGGUUAUGUCUAUAAGGAUGUUUAUGUUAAUGUAUUGGCAUUGGCUCCUGAGAUCACCGAAGCCCCCAAAGACACUGCGGCGGUCGACAAUCAAGACGUUAACAUGACAUGUAAAGUGUUAGGUGCUCCAAAGCCGAACAUAAAAUGGAUUCAUAAUGGCAAGGAAUUGACAGGAGGGCGAUACGAAAUCAAGCCAAGUGGUGAUUUGAGGAUAAACAGGGUGCAAUUUGAUGACAGGGGACAUUAUACUUGCUAUGCCGAAAAUAAACUUGGCAAUGUCAACGCAAGUGCUAGGCUAGAUAUAAAAGCUCAUACAUACAUAACGGAUGGACCAGAGGACUAUGAGGUAGAAGCCGGCAAUCCAGCGACGUUUCGUUGUAACGCCGUGGCUGAUCCGUCAUUAGAUUUAGAAAUAAUAUGGAUGAAAAAUGAUCAACGCAUCGACUUCGAAGGGGAACCCAGAUUUGUGAAGUCUUCCGACUAUUCUCUGACAAUCUUGAAAACGAUAGAGCUGGACUCCGGGACGUACACCUGUCUCGCACAGACUGAGCUUGAUGAGACUUCUGCUAGAGCCCAUCUUACCGUACAAGACGUUCCAAAUGCUCCUGUCAUGACCGGGGUUGAAUGCCAUACUAAGGACGCCACUGUUCGUUGGGAGCCCAAAGGUGAUAACAGAGCUGCAAUUUUGUAUUACAUAAUACAGUACAACACUAGUUUCACGCCUGAGGAAUGGAGAGGUGCUUUUGAGCAUGUGCCAUCAGCAGAGCUCAGCUACAAUGUACCUAUGAGUCCUUGGGCGAACUAUACAUUCCGGGUGAUUGCCGUCAACAAAAUUGGACGUUCAUCGCCAUCCUCCCAUUCGGAUGUGUGUACAACGCCGCCAGAAGUACCUCACAAAAAUCCGGAUAAUGUAAAAGGAGAAGGAGAUAGGCCCGAUAAUUUGGUGAUCACUUGGACUCCGAUGCCCCAAAUUGAACAUAACGCUCCUGGCUUCAAAUAUCGAGUAUACUGGAAACGCGAUAUACCCGGUAAAGAUUAUGAAUCCCAAGACAUUCUGGACUACAGACAAGAUAGAUGGGUAAUACCGAAUCAACCCUCAUUCCAGCAAUACCGAAUCAAAGUGAAAGCAAUAAACGAGCUCGGAGAAGCUGAUGUAUCUCCCGAGGAAAUUAUAGGAUUUUCUGGAGAGAGCGAACCAGAAAGGGCACCUACUAACUUCACUCUUAUAACCAUUCAGGGUCCAACUACAGCACUUCUUAGUUGGGAUCCGGUUCCAAUAGAAUCCGUGCGAGGUCAUUUCAAGGGAUACAAGAUCAAGACGUGGAGCGAAACCUCCCUUAUUUCAAAGGAAAUACAGGUGCAAGGAGGUAACUCCAAAGCAUUGGUCACCAACUUCGACCCUUACACGAAAAACUAUGCUCAAGUUUAUGUCUUCAAUGGCAAAUACAAUGGGCCUCCAAGCGAAACUCUGUCAUUUGACACUCCAGAAGGAAAACCAGGUGAAAUGUCUGACCUAGAAGCUAUUCCUCUAGGAUCUUCAGCAUUCUUAUUGCGGUGGGAGAAGCCAGACAAGCCAAAUGGUAUCUUGACAGGUUACAAUAUCUAUUACUCCGAGGUAGAUAGUAGCUUGAAGGUGGACGAACCUAUCCCAAGAAACCCUCAAAUAAAGGAUCCCAAUGUAAAACAGGCGAAAUUAGGUGGUUUGAAACCAGGAACGAAGUACCGCAUCUAUAUCAGCGCAACCACCAAGGAAGGCGAAUCAGAAAGGUUCUUCAUCGAAAGGCAGACCAGGCCUCUGGGCUCACACAGACCUUCCAAGCCCAGAUUUGACUGGGAAAUCGUCAAACCAGGACCGCCAACCACCGUAAGAGUGCACUGGAGGCCAAACGAGGAAGGCAAAUCAGGGUCUCAUUUUUACGCCAAGUACAGGAAGAAGGGCGAACCAGAGUAUCAAAAGACUGAUCCAGAAACGCAUGAAAUGUUCCAAGACGUAGCACCUCUAGAUAGCGCAGCUGUAUAUGAUUUCAUAGUUGCUUCCGUUGAUGGUACUUUCGAAGAAGAUAGUGAUCCACAGGAAGUGAGCACCUACGACAUUGACGGUCCCAUAAUCAGAGCUAAAGAAAACGUAGCAACCGCUGGAUGGUUCAUUGGGAUGAUGUUGGCAAUAGCGUUCCUCUUACUGGUAUUGAUCAUCGUGUGCAUAUUCAAGAGGAAUCGUGGAGGAAAAUAUGCCGUUCACGAACGAGAACAAGCGAAUGGAAGGCAUGACUACCCAGAUGAAGGCGGGUUCCAUGAGUACUCUCAACCAUUGGAUAACAAGUCUCAUGGAAGAACUUCAAUGAGUAGCGAGCCGAAAAUUGGGCCAGAAAGUGAUACAGACUCUAUGGCAGAGUAUGGAGAAGGUGAUACAGAGGGUAUGAAUGAAGACGGGUCAUUUAUCGGACAAUAUGGACGUAAACGGGGUCGAGGAGAGACAACAUCCCAAGGAUUUGCAACACUGGUUUAACCUGUCAAUUCACGGAAGAGGGAUCUUUCAUCGGGCAGUAUGUGCCUAGUAAUAUGAAGCAGCUAGGAAUGUCUACAGGUAUGCAGGGAACAAACAAUAAUCCAAUGGGCACCUAUGUUUAAAAUCAUAUUGUCAAUGUGUAUAGCUUUCUAUGUUGUGUUUUACUCGAUAGACAUUACAAUUAUUUAUACUUGUUAAACUUUUUGCUAUUUAAGAAUGUGUUCUUUAUUUGCUAAAGGAUUUUUUAUAAAUUCGUCCUUUAUCGAUAAGUUCUAUCAAUAAUCAAAAUAAUAUACAAAGUAUGCUAUAAGUAGAAUAGGUUGUUUCUAUAACUAUUAAUUAAUUAAUUAAUUAUUUUUUUAUUUUGUUGAAUAAAACUUACUGGCUAUGGUUUAUACAAAGUGAUUUGUUAUGUAGGGUAUCACAAGCUUACAUCAACUUAUAUUGAUUAGAUUCUGGUGCCACACCAUAUGGAUCUGUUCGGGUAAAAAUACUGAGAAUAGGCAACAAUGUUUUUUUUUUGUUAAAAGUCUUCACAUAAGCGGUUACCUCUAGAUUUUUGAAUAUUUGAUCGAUACAUGAUUUAAGAUAUGAUUAUCGGUUUAUUUUCGGUAGCUAUAUAAUUUUUUUACAUUUAGGGCGAUUACCACUAGUAAUAAUAAGGGACAUAUUGAAAUUUAUCAGCAGAUAUUUUUUUUGGGGCAGCUAUACCAUAUGAGUUCAAAAUUUAUUUUUAGACAUGUCCAGCUUACAUAUAUUAUUUACAUCCAUUGAUAAAAACGGAACAUGUUUUCGCAAGGGAGCUAAGAGGUAUCUUUUUUAAUUCUCAACAUUUGAACAAGUAUUCCACUCAAUACAACAACAUACAUUGCAUAAAAAAUCACCUUGUACGUGUAGAUGUCUUCUGUAAAUUAUUAUUACUCAGCUCUCUCUUUUAUAUUAAACUCGACGUCAAAUUUAUUGUCUGGCUUGGAGCCUGCUUCUAAUGGUCUCUAGCACAAGCUGAUGUAUUGGUACUAUUUUAUAUAAUUUACCUGUUAGAUUGGGAACAACCUGCUCAUUACUUAACACGUUAUCACAAAUUGGAAUAGCAAUGGGCUCAACUCGCCAAGUCAUAUGCUCAGUAGGAUCCGAAGUCCUUUGUUUUAUAUACCACUUUACUUAAUACUUAACCGGAAACUUGCCAUACUGAAGCCAGAUGUUACCUGAACAUUUGUUCUUUAUAAAUUUUGUGUGGGGAUACUAUAUUCUUGUGUUUCCAUUCAACAUUGAAAUACUUUCUCGUUAUUCUUAGUGGCAAUUGCGAUAUUUGUGAUAAUAUGUAGAUUGAUGGUAUUUUGAUUUGAGAGUUUGUUCCCACAGUAUAUCUCUAGAUUUUUUGAUGUAAAUUUUGAUAUUCGUAGUAGAUAGCACUCUUCUUUCAUAUCUCUUCACACGUCUAGGUUUUGUCUUAGGGAUAAUUUUACAUAAAACUAUAUAUGUAUGGGUAUGUAUACAUCAAUGAGUGCUUUUAAUAUCAUCGCGAAUGUAUUAGAAACAGCUUGGAGAGCUUAAGUACGAUGUUAAUAUUUUUAUAUUUUUUUACUGACACUGCCUCAUUUAUCAGAUAUGAUUUUGUAUUUGAAAUAGCAGUUUAAGGUUUUUUGUUUAUUAUUGUUAGUAAAAACUUUCGUUCGAUAAACAUUGUUUUUCGAUUAGAUCGUCAUGACAUAUACUAAGAGAUCUUCGAGUUAUAUUUUUGUAUGUUGAAAAAAAAUAAGAAAGUGUUACUCCUAUCUGUUUGCUUUAAUGUUUAGCUUUAUCUAUAUUCUAAUUGGCUAUACACUGAGCAUUAGUUUGAAAUCGGAAAUUUAUCAAAUGUUUAUUCACUAUAUUAAGUUACUUUACAUAAAGCAGGAUAUAAUACAGGGCAUUACUUAAUGAAAAUUUGUAUCAUUUGAUCUUCACUUCUCGCAGCAAUACAUACGUAAUUACUGAUUGUCCAGAAGGUAAGUCCAAAAAAAAUCUCAACAUACAUCACUCGCACAUGGCGGACGUAAGUUUAAAGUGUGCAUUCAAAUUCCUUCUGCUAAACACCACAAAGAAAAAAUGCAAAUUGUUGUUUCCAUUGUUUCAAAAAUACUGCGAUUCUGACACCAAGCAACAUAGAAUUCAAAUGGUUUUGCAUCACUUAUACAACGUUUUUGCUAAUGCAUUUUGAUUAUCCUACGAUUUCAGUUUGGUAGAGUGGAGGUACACUUUGAUUCUAUGUUCCUGAUAUGUGCGAUGAUAUCUAGCUAAAACUGAUUGCUAAAAUAUGAGUUAAAAUGUGUUAUAGCAACUGUAAGAUCUGAUCUCACGCUUGUGUAAAACAAACUGUUAUUCUUUUUUAUUUACAAAUAAUAAACGUCAUUUUGAACAUCGUCUAUGUUGUUGUAUAUGGCAGUAAUAUAACUAUUUUUCUUUA
Molecule: messenger RNA, 6775 nt
Organism: Acanthoscelides obtectus
Lineage: Eukaryota; Metazoa; Arthropoda; Insecta; Coleoptera; Chrysomelidae
Source: the annotation of a GenBank genome assembly